Triticum turgidum subsp. durum (durum wheat) is the source of this 1596-nucleotide messenger RNA. The record is from the annotation of a GenBank genome assembly. NCBI's taxonomy places the organism in Eukaryota, Viridiplantae, Streptophyta, Magnoliopsida, Poales, Poaceae.
AUGGAUCCAGGCGGCGCCGCCGCCGCCGCCGCCAAGCGCGCGGUGUGGUGCUGGAUGUGGGGGAUGCACGACAACUCGGACGACGCGGGCGACGGCCAUAAGCAGUUCCAUCUCGUGGCCUCCGCCGAUUUCAGCCACGACACGCGUAUGCCCGGGGAGUUUGGAAACCACUUGACGAAUAUAACCCCCGAGUCUGAUCUUGUCAAACUUGUAGCUCACGACGAACCUAUUUCUGACUCUAAUCGAUGUGAAGCAAAUGGCGGUUCAGCGAGCGAUACUGAUAUGCAACUUGAAGUGACCUUGAGCACCUUGGCUAUUCAAUUCUUUUGCCGCUUUUAUGAGAAUGUCCACAUGCGUGGUUUGACUUGGCAGGAUGAUGAGUAUAUGCAAUGGGUCUCUGGAUACCAUCACAUAGAGCGAACCAAUGGCCUUUCUGCCAGGUUUAUGAAUGAGCUCAUUGGAGUUGGAUGCUACUCUUAUUUCCCCUUUGGACCAUUUGGGCCGGGAAGCACCGUGAUCACUAUUCCUGAAAGUGCAUGGGCUGAAAUUUCUGUUGGGCUUCAGAGCAUGCUCAUAACUAGGCUUGACUCUUUUCUUCAGCCCAAACAUUCCAAUGCUAUGGGCUUGAAUAAUUCUGCUUGCACUUUACCACCUGAAUCUGUAUGUGUGUUGGCUGAUGCUGCAGUGUCUUCAAGUGUGUUGGCUGAUGUUGCAGUGUCUGAUACUUCUAUGUUUGAGGCUGCUGUGCCGGAAUUUGCUACAGUGUCUGAAGGUGUGCUGGCUGCUGCUGUAGUAUCUGAUGGUAUUAUGGUUACUGCUGCAGUGUCUGAUACUGCAGUAUCUGCAUGUGCUUUGAACUCUACUGCAGUGCCUGAUGUUAUGACUGAUAUCCAUGAAGCUGCCGGUGCCAAUACUGUUAAGAAGAGGAGCAGAUCAGAGGUUGUGGUGGUGACUGAACAUGGUCGAGGACCGCACAGUGACAAGGAGAGAUGUGUGCCUAUGGAGCUCCCAUCUGAGAAUCCUAAAAGGAAGAAAUCUUCUGUUGUGAUGACCACAGGCCAACAGUGCCUUCAGAUUUCAGCAGUGCAGCAAAUGGGGGUUGAACAGUGCGGUAUUGAAGUUUGUUCCAACAAUCUCAUGGGACCUUCUCAGCGUCCCUAUAUUCUACCCAAGAAGACAACUCUACCUAGUGAAUUGGAGAAAAAAGUAAAGGAGAAAGUCAAGACUAUUCAAUCUGAACUUCCCAUCUUCGUGAGAGAGUUAAAAACAUACUCUGUUGUUGGCACAGGCCAAGGAGGAUGUGCUCUGGUAUUUUGCAAGGAAUUUGCUUCGGCAUGUGGCCUCCCGCACGCAAAGAAAACAACCAUACAUCUUCAGCUGGAGGACAAAACGACGGUGCCAUGGCCUGUCAAGUUAAUCUGCAGUGAGCAUAACAGCAACCAGAGGUGGCUUACCACGGGGUGGAACAAAUUUGUCACGGACAAUGGCCUGAAGAAAGGAGAUGCCUGCCUCUUCCAGCCAGACAAGAGCAGCAACACUGAGGGCCUUACAAUGACUGUUUAUCUGAUUCGCAAGUCGUCGGAAAAGGAGCUGUAG